CCUGAAGCCAAGCUGGUGCCAAAUGUUGGGCAUUUCCAUUUGGACCACAUUGGCAAAUUUCUUCAAAACAGCUCACACCCUGUUGCGUAUAAACAGGGAUUCUAGAGCAGCCUUUGUCCCUUUAUAAAUAACCUCUCCAUAGGAGAACUUGAUCGUUCAGAGUGAGCUGGAGCAACAACAAUGAAGAAGGCGUCUUAUCUUCUCUCCUUUUUGGGCGCGGUGAUCAUCUGCACGGAGAUAGCUCAUUCGAUUAUUUGUUUCACUUGCGAAAGGCAGACCUCUAAUUGGAAGUGCCUGCGAAUGACUGUUUGCCCUGACCAUGAAAAUAGGUGUCUAACAAUGAGAGAUGUUGACGAAACGGGUGACGAUGCCAAGGUUCUCAUCACCAAGAAGUGUGCCCAGGCAUGUCCCACCGAAAGCAACAAUUCAAUCACGGCACCCAAGUCUCUCUUCUGCUGCGAAAACAACUGGUGCAACCUGUGGCCUCCCAAGUGAAAAGGAUCUGGUCCAUGCUGAGUGGAAGUACAAAAGUUCAAGAACGAACCUGAAUCCCAACAUCUAAGAGCCUUGGGAGAUGACAAGGACCCCGAAAUCACGAUCAAUGUAGCUAAAUUUUGUGUAUCUGCCAUUAGACGUAGGAAACAAGAGCUUCUUAACGGCUGACCCUUUUAACGGCAACCAGUGGGGGGCAUGCCAACAUUUAAUCUUAAUUGCUGUUUUACUAGCACUGUAAUGCUCUUUGUAUCCCUCUUACGUUUUGCUAUGUGAUUUGUUGUAUAAGCUGGAGCUGGUCUGAGACCGUUUUAAUAAAUUAUUAUUAUGCUGAGUGGAAGGGCCAGUCUGGAAUGCCCUCGAAGUAAGCUGCUUUCUCUGGGCUCAGCUAUUGAAAGUAUAUUGAUCUCUUUUGUGAAAAAGAUGGUGGGAGCUCCCCCGAAACGGCUAUCCCAUGGCUGCAUUUUGACCCUGCAACAACAGGCAAGCAUUGGCCCCCUCCAGGCACCCUGUGUAUUCAAUUUUUUUCUUUACGUGAAAGGUUCUAACAAAAUAA
Messenger RNA from Lacerta agilis (Sand lizard), 1048 nucleotides. Its product is annotated as lymphocyte antigen 6E-like. Gene Ontology annotation, molecular function: acetylcholine receptor inhibitor activity. The transcript is spliced from 3 exons. NCBI's taxonomy places the organism in Eukaryota, Metazoa, Chordata, Lepidosauria, Squamata, Lacertidae. The record is from RefSeq and is a predicted model, not a curated record. The coding region runs from base 181 to 495 and encodes 104 amino acids.